Molecule: messenger RNA, 2835 nt
Organism: Hippoglossus stenolepis (Pacific halibut)
Lineage: Eukaryota; Metazoa; Chordata; Actinopteri; Pleuronectiformes; Pleuronectidae
Gene: desi1a
Product: desumoylating isopeptidase 1a
Exons: 6
Coding region: 106-612 (168 amino acids)
Biological process (GO): protein modification by small protein removal
Molecular function (GO): peptidase activity
Source: RefSeq, a predicted model, not a curated record
CGUCAUGACAUCAUAAUUUUCAGCCCCGCCCAGUCAGCUGUUCGGGACGGACCUAGCCGAGGCAGCUAACAGGAAAACCCAUUAAAAUACAGAUACUUGUACACGAUGGAUAAGAAUCCUACGCGGUACAAUGUGCAGCUGUACAUCUACGACCUGUCUCGAGGGAUGGCCCGCAGCCUCAGCCCCAUCAUGCUGGGAAAACAACUGGAUGGGAUAUGGCACACGGCUAUAGUGACGUACGGUGAUGAGUUCUUCUUCGGCGGGGAGGGGAUCUCCAGCUGUUCACCGGGUGGGACCAUGCUGGGACCUCCAGACACAGUCGUGGAGCUGGGUGAGACCGAAGUGUCCGAGGAAAUCUUCAUGGAAUACCUCUCCUCCCUGGGAGAGAGCACAUACAGAGGGGACAGGUAUCGUCUGUUUGAGCACAACUGCAACACCUUCACCAACGAGGUGGCUCAGUUCCUGACGGGCAGGACCAUCCCCUCCUACAUCACCGACCUUCCGUCCGAAGUCCUCUCCACACCAUUCGGCCAAAUACUGCGGCCCAUCCUGGACUCGAUCCACAUCGCACCACCAGGGGGCAACGUCAUCAACGGAGGCAGAAACGUCUAACCCGAGAGUUACAGUGUCCGAGGUCACUUCCAUUGUAGUCAGUCACUAAUACGUCUCAAGCUCUCCUUUCUUUCUGUCCUUCUGUCUUUCUUUCUGUCUUUCUUCUCAGUUUUGGAAGCUAUAAUUGAUAGACAAAACCUCAAUUCUUAAAAUUAUAUUAUUUCUUCCUUAAAGUCCAGUGGGUCGGUGAAUUUGACUCCCUGCCCACUUGAUGAAAUUUGAUGGUGCCUUGGUCAGUUGAAAUGUGACGUGUUAAUGAUCAAUUGAAAAGUUUUCAUUUCACCAGACCAGCAGAGUCUAUUAUAUCGAGAUUUGAUAAAACAAGGAAGAUUUGAUAAGUUGCCUCCUCAAAGAGUUUUUAGAAGUAAAUGGCAACAAAGUGUAUUUCAUCAUAGAUUUAAUACAUUAAAAUACCUCUUAGCACAUUGGUGCAUUAAUAUAUAGUAUAAUAUAUAAUAAACUGUGUUUUUGUUGGUAUAGCAACAUGUUAUUUAUUUAAUGAAGUUGUUUCGAUAAGGAUUUCAGUUCCGCACAUAUCAGGUUUCACACAUGGUUCCUCCAGCGAGGAUCAUCUCCUGCUGACUACAAUGGAAUGAAUCAGAUUGUACACUUUAGCAUAGGUAUGUUUAAUAUAUUCAAAUCGAUGGAAUGCGGGUUAAUAUAUAGAUAGAAAAUAGAGUUUUAAUCUUUAAAUGUCAUGAUCAGAUUUUAAUUUUGCACUUUUAUGUUUUGUUUUACUUUUUUGUUAUUUGGUCGCCUGCAUUUCUCGUCAGAGAUCAUUUUGUACCUUUUUUAAUAUUUGUCUCUGUUUCUCCUGAGUUCAGCUCCGUUCCGGUCGCCUACUUACCGAACCUUCCAUUAUCAUUCCACUUGUCACAGAGUUUGUGAAAUGACAAACAGCGUGUGACCGAUGCCUCAUGAGCUGAGAGGUUUUAAGCUUAUAUAAGAGAUUAGAUAACGUGUUUAUCUCUAUAGCAGGACUGGGAUCGGGUCACCAUAGAUUCACUUAUGUCUGUGCAUAUAAAAGGAAACCCUGUUGAUGAAGGUGAGGGCUGUAGAAAUAAUUUUUGUUCAGUUUUGGAAAAUGAAAUGAGUUUUCUCGGCCAGACACAAACUAGAGUUUAAGUUAUUUUGUUUAAAAUCUACUAAAAGUGAACUACCGCGCAGUUACAUCACAUACGUUGUGCCUCUUGGCCUGUGCCACCACCUCCAGAGGUAGAUGCUGAUCACUGAUACUCUUUUUUUCUUUCAUUUUUCUUAUUUUAAAUACCAAUGUUCCAGUUGCCAUGUGGAUAAUUCUAAACAAUUGCACAUCCACAGAUAUUUGUAACGAAGCGGUGACCAUAUGUCGACUGAAGUUCUGCACUGAUGACGUAUUAACAGCCGAUGCUUGAGUCCUUUAACAGCCACCAGAGUGUGUUUGAUUCAAAAUGCAUCUCUGUGCCUUCAUUUCCCCAUCGCUUGGUUGCAGUCACGCCGUUGUGGGCUGACGUGGUUAUAGUUUAGCACAGAUGAUACAUUGUGAAGUUUUUAAUUUACUGCAUGAAGUAAACCGUCCCUAAAUAUCUUUUUAAAAAACUCAAAUUAGGCGAAGUUAAACCGCUGCAUUCUGCCAUUAGAAAGAAGAGAUAUCUGUUUAAGUUGGGUCACGUGCUUAUAGUUGAUCUGAUUUACAUGAAACACACUGAACCUCAUGAGCCAACAGACAGAGUGAAGGAUGGAAGAAGUACAGAAAAAGAAAAACCGCAGAGUGAUUAAACCAGCAUUAACUUAACUCACCGUGUUCUCCUGCAAUAAACAAACCUCACACACACACAUGACCUUCCCAGCAGCCGCUGCUCAAAGCUCAACCUCACGUCUUUUAAGUAUUUGGAUACUUUGAGAGAAAUGAAACUGAAUCGUGCUUCGAGAGGCCAGAAAGCUCAGGUGAAUCCGGGUUCUGUUGUUUUUUGCCUUCAGCUAACCAACUAACUGACAUGCUAACCGGACCACUGAAAUGUAUUACUGCACAAGUCGCCCCUCCCUCAAUGUGACGUGUCGUUGCUGGGCUGUGACCUGCAAUGUGAAAUUCAAAACAGAUAUAUUCAUGGAUAUUAUUCCCUAUUUGAAUAAUCUAACUAUGGUGGAUAUGUUAAAUGCAUAUUGUUUGUAUGGUUUGUGUAAUUGUUUAUUUUUUUUUGUAAUCUGACCUAUACAUAAAGCCAGUGACUGCAAAUGUUGUGA